GAGCUCUCUGAUUAGUGGCUGAAUAAAAAGGGGUGUGAUUUCUCAUAACUUUUUCUGAUGCUUGCCUGCAGCGACAUUUUGCUGCAGGCGGCGGCAUGGAGGGCGAAGUGCGCUGUGCAGUCUGACGUGAAGUGGAAAAAAUAUUAUUAAUAUUUUUAUUCAGGGACAAAACUGAAAAAGUCAGCUCGUUCACUCUGCGUCACUGUGACAGGAGCAGCGGCAGCAUGGACGUCUGCGUCAAACCUUUGUGCUACGAGCUGCUGGCAGAGGUCGGAGUGGGCUCGUACGGUAAAGUGUAUAAAGCCCGAGAGGCCGCAGGGAAGCAGCGACUCCUGGCGGUCAAGAAGUUCAAUAUCCGCGGAGACGCGUCGGAGGCCGGCAUCCCCGCCGACAUGAUCCGCGAGGUGGCGCUGCUGCGUAAGAUGAAGCACUUCAACCAUCCCAACAUAGUCAAGCUGUUGGAUGCGUCUGCUGUAGCAGUGGGCAGCAGCUUGGACCUCACUCUGGUGUUGGAAUACAUUGACCAGGACUUGUCCACCUACCUGUCCAAAGUCCCUUCUUCUGGACUGAGCCGUGACAGUGUUAAGGAUGUGAUGGAGCAGCUGCUGCAAGGAUUAGACUUCCUGCACACAAACCUGGUGCUGCACCGUGACCUAAAACCAGAAAACAUCCUGGUCAGCAGCCGCGGAGAAGUCAAGAUUGCAGACUUUGGACUGGCACGCAUCUACACCUUCAAUAUCGCUCUCACUCCAGGUGUGGUGACGCUGUGGUACAGAGCUCCCGAGGUGCUCCUGAACUCCGUCUACAUGUCCUCAGUGGACAUGUGGAGCGCCGGCUGCAUCUUCGCUGAGCUCCUUCUCUUGAGACCACUGUUUCAGGGAUACACAGAAGCACAGCAGCUGCAAAAAAUCUUUGAGGUGAUUGGUUUGCCCAGCGAGGAAGACUGGCCCAAAGACAGCCCGAUCUUGUACUCCAUCAGCUGGGGAACAGAAGGCUCGUGCACCAAGCUGCUGCACAACCUGGGCCCGAAUGAGCACAACCUCCUAUCCCAAUGUUUGGCAUUCAGGCCGAGCAGUCGCAUCUCAGCUGCCAGAGCCCUGGCUCAUCCUUUCUUCAUGAAGCACUGAAGAGUAUCAGUCGAAUGCUGAGUGGAAGAAGAAGAACUUCAGCUCCUUCUGCUUCCUGCUCCACUCUACUGUCAGCUGUACUAACUAGCCUUGUGCCAUAAAAUCCACCGUAAUAAACGCCUGCAUCAUGAGAGGCCGGUCAGGCUUCUGGGGACAACUUUACAGCUUUUGAACAUCUGUAAAUCAAAAACAAAUUUUGUCCUGACUGUCUGAUACAAAAUCUUCAGCAUAGUAAAGACCUGAGACAUUUUUGACGGAUUGCACCCUAACAGUUAAGUACUUCUUUGUUGUUGUUGUUGAGUGUUACUAUUAAAAAUAUGAAUUCUGUUUUGCUGUCAAACUACUGACACUGACACUAUUAUGAGCACCUUUACGUUGAUGAGUUAGUAUAUGUUGUUUCACCCAAGCUUUUUUGUUCGAGACUUGUACGCUGAUGGAAUUUUUUUUUUUUUUUUUUAGAUAUUUAUGGUGUAAUGACAGGAACAGAUUACACCUGUAUUUAGGUUUGUAUCGACCGAUUACGAUUACGAGAUAUUUCUCUACAUGAGUUACACUGUUCAUUUCUAUAAAGAAUUGUCUCUCAAACCGUCUCUGCAUUUGAAAUCA
Molecule: messenger RNA, 1733 nt
Organism: Larimichthys crocea (large yellow croaker)
Lineage: Eukaryota; Metazoa; Chordata; Actinopteri; Sciaenidae
Gene: cdk21
Product: cyclin-dependent kinase 21
Exons: 8
Coding region: 225-1127 (300 amino acids)
Biological process (GO): regulation of G2/M transition of mitotic cell cycle; protein phosphorylation; signal transduction
Cellular component (GO): cyclin-dependent protein kinase holoenzyme complex; nucleus; cytoplasm
Molecular function (GO): cyclin-dependent protein serine/threonine kinase activity; cyclin binding; ATP binding
Source: RefSeq, a predicted model, not a curated record